Notothenia coriiceps (black rockcod) is the source of this 1047-nucleotide messenger RNA. Its product is annotated as lamina-associated polypeptide 2, isoforms beta/gamma-like. Lineage: Eukaryota; Metazoa; Chordata; Actinopteri; Perciformes; Nototheniidae. Gene Ontology annotation, molecular function: DNA binding. The coding region runs from base 382 to 1047 and encodes 221 amino acids. The transcript has 4 exons. The record is from RefSeq and is a predicted model, not a curated record.
GAGACCGCGGACAGACCGAGCACAAGUGGACCGGUUUCAAGCUAAGCUAAUUCAAUCAAAUUUGCGCUUUUUUUGUUUUGAUAGUUUGCAUUAGUCCCGUUUGCGGCACAUGCUCGAAUCAGAUUGAAAAAUACCAAAGCUAUUUGUUCCUAUAACAGCCAGCAGGCUAACACUUAAACCCGGUAUUUACUUUGUAAGCCGCUUCUGUGCUAGCGAGCUAAAUUGGCGCCAGUCGGGUGUUUGACAUCAGCGCGUUUCAGUCACGUUUCCCGGUGUUGUUGUUUGUAGCCGCUAAAGUGAACUGAGCUAGUUUCCGUUUAGGCGCAAACUGCAGAAAAGACAAAAGCGCACCACGAUAUAUUAAAAAUAAAAAAGUUAAGCAUGGCUGAAUUCCUGGAAGAUCCGUCGGUCCUCACGAAGGAUAAGCUGAAGAAUGAGCUCACAGCAAACAAUGUGGCACUUCCCAGCGGAGAGCAUAAGAAAGAGGUGUACGUGCAGCUGUAUCUGAAGAACCUAACGGUGCUCAACGAUAAGAAGAGCCCGCCUGUAGACACCUUCUCCAGCGAUGAAGAGUUGCCCACUCCCGUGGUGUCCAACAAAAGUCGAUCUGGAAGAAAAGCUACAAAAAAGACAGACAAGCCUCGCUCAGAGGAAGCAGAGGUGACAGAUCUCACAGAUGAAGAUUUAAAACAACAGCUGGCCAAACAUGGUGUGGAAAUAGGACCCAUUGUUGCCACCACCCGUAAGCUGUAUGAGAAGAAGCUGCAGAAGGCUUUGGAGCAGCCUCCAGCCGAGCCUGCAGCUCCUGCAGAGGUCACAGAGGUCACAGCUCUCCCCAAGGUCGACAGUAACCAGAACGGAAACACAAACUCUGACCACUACAGUGACAAGGAAGAUGAGGAGAUUGCUGAACCAGAGCCCGUUCCCGUGGUGGAGAAGGCUCUGAGGAGCCGAGGGAAAACUCCAGUUACGUCCAGAACCAGCAGCAGACGACUCGCUAAGGUGAGACAUUUAACCAUUUCCAAUCUUAGAAAUAGAUAUCCAUAG